Sporothrix brasiliensis 5110 is the source of this 1503-nucleotide messenger RNA. RefSeq lists its product as uncharacterized. The record is from RefSeq and is a predicted model, not a curated record. Gene Ontology annotation, molecular function: aspartic-type endopeptidase activity. The transcript has 3 exons. Bases 1 to 1503 code for a protein of 500 amino acids. Lineage: Eukaryota; Fungi; Ascomycota; Sordariomycetes; Ophiostomatales; Ophiostomataceae. Gene Ontology annotation, biological process: proteolysis.
AUGAAGCAUACGUCCGUUCUUGCUGGCGCCCUGCUGGCGGCCGCUGCCCAAGCCGCCGCGCCCGACCGCGUUGUUCAGUGGGACAUUGCGCGGCGUCAGGCAUCACGCGGGUCCUUGUACCGGCGCGGGGCCGGUGCCCUGACGGGAGAUCUUCACAAUGCCGUCGCUCGCUAUUAUGUCGAUGUUGAGAUUGGCACUCCCCCUCAGAAGCUCCAGCUCCAGCUGGAUACCGGCAGCAGCGACGUCUGGGUGCUCUCCAGCAGCGCUUCCGUUUGCGCCAAGAGUCACGACUGCAGCGUAGGCUCUUUCGAUGCCGAUGCGUCGUCGUCCUAUUCCGUUUACCGCAAGAACGGCUUCAACAUCACGUACGGCGACGGAGACCAUGCCACCGGCGACUACUUCACGGACACGCUCGUCAUCGCAGGGGCUACGGUGAAAGGCUUCACCAUGGGCCUCGGCAAAGACACCGAGGGUCUUACGUUCGGCCUCGUGGGCGUUGGCUACCCUGGCUUGGAGGCCAUCGCCUCCAAUGACCCGUCUGACGCGUACCCGAGCCUGGGCGAGUCUCUUGUCCGGCAAAACUUGACCAAUACGAAUGCGUUCAGCUUGUGGCUGAAUGAUCUGGAGGCGAGCACGGGCAACAUUCUUUUCGGCGGCAUCGACACGGAGAAAUACGAGGGCGACCUCAUCCGGCUGGACGUGCUGAAGGAUCCAGGCCCGCAAAAGUAUCUGCAGUACUUCGUGGCGCUGACGUCCGUGGAGGCCAUCAGCGUGAGCGGCCGCGACGCCCUGACGUCCGCCGGCAACUACACCGGCUAUGCGCUCCUGGACUCGGGCACCACCCUCACCAAAGUGCCGCAGGACCUUGCGGAACAGUUCUGGGCCGAAGCCGGCGCCUCCUACAAUACCCAACUCGGCGACGCCAUUCUCCCCUGCAGCCGCGCCCAGAGCGGCGGCGUGUUCUCGUUCACGUUCGGCGGGCCGGGCGGGCCCGUCGUCAACGUCAGCAUGACGGAGCUGGUUCAGGACGUCUACAGCAACGCGACGUUUACGAGCGGGCCGUUCCGCGGCCAGGCCGUCUGCCGCUUCGGCAUUACCAACUCGACCGACCUGUUCACCAUCCUCGGCGACACCUUCUUGCGCUCGGCCUACGUCGUCUACGACCUCGUCAACAACCAAAUCGCCAUCGCGCCGGCCAAGGCCAACGCGACGGCUGCCAACGUUGUUCCCUUUGCGAGCUCAGGCGCGCCCAUCCCGUCUGCCACGCCCGCCCCCAGCCAGUCCGCCCAGGCCAACGGCACGCUCGGGCCGUUCGCAACGCCGACCUACGCGGCGUCGGCCGGCUUUGCCUCGUCGGCUGCUGCCACAGGUUCGCCGACCUCCACAUCGACUGCCCCUCCCUCGAGCUCGCCGACCUCGUCAGCCUCUUCUUUGUUGUGCACUACUAAGAACAGCAUUGCUCUGGUGGCCACCAUUUCCUUUGCGCUGGCUCUCCUGUUGUAA